Molecule: messenger RNA, 721 nt
Organism: Cetraspora pellucida
Lineage: Eukaryota; Fungi; Glomeromycota; Glomeromycetes; Diversisporales; Gigasporaceae
Source: the annotation of a GenBank genome assembly
CGAAGCAUCAACUUCAGCAGUUUCCAGCACUCCAUUCGCUGAUUUCACCAACUAUAAUAUGUCAUUUCAGCAGCAAUACCCUGUUCCUUCAUUUUUCAUGAAUCAAUUAGCUUUAAACAAAGCUGCUGCUGAAUAUAAAGCAAUUAAUCAAGAAAAUUCAUCGUCAAAGACUAAACUUGAGGCCUCACAAUUAGUUUCUGACGAUGAUUUGACUUCAGACACAAACUCUAAUUCUUCUGAAGUACCAAGUGAUAAACCAACAAAAAGAUGGUCUUCAUCAGAGACACGUAUAUUAAUUGAAGAAGUGGGAAAGCAAUACAAAACAUUGCAGAAAGCAAAAGAUCCAAGAGAAAAGGGUCGUAUCUGGAAUAAAAUAAUUUCAGGCAUUCAAUCUUCUACCUCAAAUUUAAAUUUAAAAGAGCGGUCAAAAACCUCAGUUCAGCAAAAAUGGGAGUCUAUCCAUCAAAAAUAUCGAAACAUUAAAGAUGUAAUUAAAAAUACUGGUGAAGAAGCUAUUCAGAAUGAAUGGGAGUUUUUUAAUGAUAUCGAUUCUAAAAAAAAAAGAAGUAUUCGUACUACUGACGAAAAAAAAUCUAUUAAUGAUAUCUUAACACAUAUUGACAAACAAACUGAAUUAAUUGUUGAUACUAUUAAGGAGCAAUAUUUACAUACUAGUGAAAUUCAGCAACAACAGCAUAAUGAACAAAUAACAAUUUCUUAA